AUGCAGAUGCACAAGGACAGUGGAAGUAAUUUCCUUAAUCUUGCUGCUGCAUUGAAGAUCAUCCUUGGUCAAACCAUCAAGGAUGCUGAUAUUCCACAAGCGAAACACAUCCUUCAUGAAUAUUUGAUUAAGUUCAUCAAGUGUACAGAUUCUGGACAUUCCUGUUUGAAAGGCUCAACAAACUACUCUACAAACAACCAUGGCACAGGAGAACUUGAGGUCAGCUUCUUCCAUGCAUUUGAGAAGGAUCAAGAGCUUCAAAUGAUGCUUGGUAACAUAUUAGCAGCUGAAAAGUUGGCAGAUGAGAAUGACAGAUCAGUCAUUGAUUGCAUUCAGCUGAUGUUAGCUACAGAUAGCAACACCCUGAGUCGAGUGUUGAUGGGCUCCAACUCAGUGAACAUCCAAUUUUGCCUGGGCACACACACAAAAUCUGGACUAUCACACAAUCAGCAACACCAGCUUAUCAUUCACUACCAGAACACCAACCCACAAGCUUGCAUUGUCAGCAUUAUGACCCAUGCAAGCACAGAAAAUUCAGACCUGAACUAUCUCCUUACACACACAAAUUUUUACAACUAUAUUAUACUUGAUGGUUGA
Molecule: messenger RNA, 597 nt
Organism: Suillus subaureus
Lineage: Eukaryota; Fungi; Basidiomycota; Agaricomycetes; Boletales; Suillaceae
Exons: 5
Coding region: 1-597 (198 amino acids)
Source: RefSeq, a predicted model, not a curated record